UCCACUACUUAUACUAACUAUUCCUUUUUGUGUCAAAAACAUAAUAUAUAGUACUAAUGUUCUCUUUUUAAUUUCUUUAUUGUCUCUCAAAAACUCUACUACUAGCUAGAAGAUCAUGAGGAAGAAAUUGAACUUGGAACUUUGUCUUUUCCCUUCCUCCAAUUCCGAUCUUCGAUGUCCAACAAAGGAAGCUAAUGAGAGUGAGGUUAAAGAUGAGCAGCAGCACCGACCGUUGACAAUUGUUUAUGAUGGGAAGGUUUGUGUUUGUGAUGCUACAGAAAUUCAGGCAAAAUCGAUUUUAAUGCUUGCAAAUAAAGAGAUGGAGGAAAGAGUAAGGACACCAAGAUCAGAGCCAUCUUCACCAACAUUAUUGGUAUCAUCACAUUCACAUUAUCAUAAUCACUUAUAUACACCAGCUGGCACUUCUCUUUCCAUGAAAAAAUCUCUACAGAGGUUUCUCCAAAAGAGGAAGAAUCGAAUCCAAGAAGCAUCACCUUAUCAUCUUAAACUAAAUGACCAAAAUUAAUAACUACAAAUCAAAAUUUUGGUUUUAUUAUUUAGACUACUAUAUACUAUAUAGUAUGUAUAACGAAUCUUUCAAUGUCAAAUUGUCAACGGCUUGUAAUGUACCAUUGUACAUCAUCAUCCUCCCUUACAUAAUGCUGUGAAAUUUAUUUGCACAAUCUUUAAUUA
Molecule: messenger RNA, 693 nt
Organism: Cicer arietinum (chickpea)
Lineage: Eukaryota; Viridiplantae; Streptophyta; Magnoliopsida; Fabales; Fabaceae
Product: protein TIFY 5A-like
Biological process (GO): regulation of jasmonic acid mediated signaling pathway; response to wounding; regulation of defense response
Cellular component (GO): nucleus
Source: RefSeq, a predicted model, not a curated record